AUGCUCAAAACACUCACAUACAAUGGACCGGUUCCGAGGCCACAUCCGCCCUGUACGGACCCCACACCUGAUGAGCAGUACCGUCAGUACACGGAACAAAAGAUGCAAGAGUUGGAACAACGUCAGGAACAACAACGUCAGAUGGAGGGAGCUCCAGCAAGCAAUAAUGACAACAACAACAAUAAUAAUAUUGGUGCUAUGUUUUCAAAUGCUGCUGUAAAUUUUCGAAAUAUGGCGCAACAAAUGGCAUUCAAAGUGGAGCGCGCAAGUACUGAAGUAACAAACGUAACCGCAAGUCGAGUGCGACAACUGGAUCGGCAACUAAGUCUUGACCGCUUCAAGAACAAUUUCCCAGAGCUGACUGCAAUGGGUGAGGUGCUUCUUGCUGACUACUCAUGUGCCGCAAUGCACGCUGGGGUGCGUGUGAAUGGGCAUCUGCACAUCACCAAGAAUUACGUCUGUUUCAGCGCACAAACAACUUCUACGCUUGCGCAGGCAACCAAUACAGUAUUGAAGGAAGCUGGUCUUUCUGCUGGAGAUGGAUCCCCAACUGGCAUUCGUCAGGUUAUUCCACUUACCGAGAUUGCCAGCAUUCAACUCUCUGUUGCCCUUGAGACGAUUGAUCAAGGCCCACCAUUCUUUCUUCCUAUCCCCGCCCCCAACGUACUCCCCACGAGCCUGCAGUUGUACACAACACGACAGCAAUUAUUUCAGUUUCUUGAUUUUGAGAGUGUGGUGGCCAAAGCUGGGGCUGUCUUAUCAGAUGCCGUGAAAGGACGUCCUAUUGACCGCGCGUACAACUACCUUGAUCAUGCUUGGCGUGAUGCAACAAGUGUUCCUCUUCCAGGUGUUACUUAUGUGAGUUAA
Messenger RNA from Trypanosoma theileri, 867 nucleotides. RefSeq lists its product as uncharacterized. The record is from RefSeq and is a predicted model, not a curated record. Bases 1 to 867 code for a protein of 288 amino acids. The transcript has a single exon. Lineage: Eukaryota; Euglenozoa; Kinetoplastea; Trypanosomatida; Trypanosomatidae.